UAUAUCUGCCUCCCCGUCCCUCGUGUCUCUAUUUCACUCUCCCCCUCUUUGCAGUUAGGGUUUGUUUUUCAAUUUAUCCAUCCGAAUUUCUGGUAAACCUAAAAAGCUAAAAUCGAUUCGAUUAUUAUUUCCAAAUCUGAAGAAACGGAGAAAGGAGUUUAAGUAAUUACAGAUACAAUGGCGGGAGAUGGAGAUCUCAAAAUUUGGGUUUCAGACAAGUUGAUGUCAAUUGUAAAUUUCUCUCAGGCCACUGUUAUUCAAUACGUUAUUGGAUUAGCUAAACAAGCAUCUUCGGCGAGUGAUCUUAAUACCAAGCUUGUAGAGUUUGCGAAUUUGCCUUCAACAACUGAGACAAGAAAAUUUGCUCAAGAGCUUUUUGCUAGAGCCCCACGCAAAUCUUCUGGGUUAAAUAGUUAUCAAAGAGAAGAGAAUGAGGCUGCCAUGUCAGUUAGGAAACAACAGACAUAUACUCUUUUGGAACCAGACUCUGAUGAGGACGAUAUUGGGGUUCAGAAGUUACCAUCUCCUAAAAAAGUGGAUUCGCAUAAAAAAAGUUUCAGGAAGAAGAUUGAAAAUCAAGAUGAGGAUGACGGUGAGGUGAUGGCUGAACCAGUUAAGGAAAAACGAGUUGAAAGAAAGGCAUCAUAUGACGAGGAUGAUUUAGAGUCAGAGGAAGCAAGACUACGAGAUCAGGAAGAGCGUAAACAACUGGAGAAAAAUUUGAGAGAAAGAGAUGCAGCUGGGACUAGAAAGGAAGCUGCACGCAUGUAUCACAAUUGCUUAACGUUUGGUGAAGAAUGUUACUUAAUCCGUGUCUCACUCUCGUGAAUAUUUGACGGAGCAAAAAUUAUCGCGUAGAGAAGAAGAGGAGGCAAUUCGAAGAUCCAAAGCCAUGGAGAAAGAUGACACUGAAGCUUUAAGGUCUGUUUUUUAUUGCGAAUUUGCGAUCCUACUUUUUUUUUUCAAAUUCAAAUAGUUAUAUUCUUCCUUGUAGACUUGCAGUGUGAUCACUAGUAUAUGCAUCAGUUCUUGAGUCUCAUAUAUUUUAAUUCUUGAAGUGAUAAAGGACUAAAAUAGCCGUGCUGUAUGUGAUUAUUAUAUACUUGUUAAAUACUUAAAGAUCAAUAUACUUAAUUAACUUUUUCCUUCUUUA
Molecule: messenger RNA, 1153 nt
Organism: Papaver somniferum (opium poppy)
Lineage: Eukaryota; Viridiplantae; Streptophyta; Magnoliopsida; Ranunculales; Papaveraceae
Product: pre-mRNA-splicing factor ATP-dependent RNA helicase DEAH1-like
Exons: 8
Coding region: 178-828 (216 amino acids)
Source: RefSeq, a predicted model, not a curated record